AUGCGCAAAAGAAAGCGGCCCUACGGUGAAUAUGUCGACGAAGAGACUGGACAAGUUACUGUAGUCCAAACUACCAAACAAGCAAAGCGCGCUCAUCAAAAGUCUGGAAAAUGGUACAAAGAGCCGACCGAGGCCGAAAUCCUGGCAUGGGAUCGUGAGGAGGAACAGCAAAAGAAAGCGAACAAAGCUCUACAGCGUGAGCAGAACAAGAAAACUAAUGCUGUGAAAAGAGCAGAGAAGCUGGCCAAGGAGCAGCAUCUGAAGAGGGACCUAUUCGAAGCGGGAAAGAUCACAUUUACUCAAACCCUUGCGAAGAAGGAUGAGGAUCAGCUAAACCUACACUCUUGGUUUGGUGGCCGUCCCAAACAGACAAAGCCGAAGUCGAACCAAACACAACGCCCAUGUCUUAGCGACGAAAACAGAAACAAGACUAUAGUGAAGGACAAAGCGCGCACUUCAACCAAGUACGACGAACGCGGUUUGUCCGAGCUUGCGAAAGUUGAAAGUUUGUCACAAGAGUCAAGUGAGGAUGAUGACAACAACUCAGAUGCAGGGUCUUAUCUCAACGAGGAAACGAAUCGUCUGUCAACCGAAGAUUUCUCAAAUCCCAGAAUCUGCAAUACGGAUCUGCUACAGCCAGGACCGCGACCAGAUCAGAUACAGAAUACGAAUUUAAGUCCUCGCGAACACUUUGAGGUUGCAGAGGACAGUGACGCUGGUAUAGAUGUUCUAGACGACGAAGCCAACCAGGCUCCUCAGCUUCUAGUACCAAUAUUUAAGGUUCCUGCUCUGCCUACUCAAAACAAACGACCUCCUCUCUCGCCGAUGACAAAAUCCGAUGUCAACGUCAGAACCAGUCAAACAAAAAGAGUCAGUAGUUUCGAGGACAAGCUAGCCAAGGCUAACGCCUACCCUCCUUCCACACAACAGGUCAGGGACAUCCUCUCCAGAAUUUGUACUCAGGAUCUUGCGGACGACCUCGACGACGAUGUUUCUGGGGAUAAAGAGAAUGAGCAGCCUGUGACUGUGGCAUCACCGGGUUCCGACUCUCCUACUAAGUCGUCCACGAAGUCUCUUCAUAAGUUGUCUCACAAAUCCGUCGUGGUCUCCAGCCCUGCUACGGCACAGAACAAUACACUUAAAGAAACAUAUGAGUCAUCCGACCACGACAACAUCUUCGCCGAGAUGAACAUAUCAGACGACACUGCUAGCAAGGACUCCGACGACGAAGACUUUGACGACUGUGGCCUCGACGACGCAACUUUACUGUCCGUCCCAACAACCCAGCUCGUGCGUGCAGCAAAGGCAAAUACCGAUAGCUUUCCGACGUCCGUUCCUCCUGCAGUCGAGCCACCGACAGCCUUCCCGCCACCCAAGCCUGCCAAGCAACCUAUCAAGAAAAGCGAUAGUUUCGCGGUCGACGAUCUUGAGGAGGACGACCUGCAGGAAGCUCUCGAUCAGUGGGAGUAUAGUCAGACACACAGGCCUUCUCCGCUCCCGUCGAGAAGAGGUAGACCGAACCUUAGGUCAUGA
This is a messenger RNA of Lithohypha guttulata, 1533 nucleotides long. RefSeq lists its product as uncharacterized. The record is from RefSeq and is a predicted model, not a curated record. The transcript has a single exon. Lineage: Eukaryota; Fungi; Ascomycota; Eurotiomycetes; Chaetothyriales; Trichomeriaceae. The coding region runs from base 1 to 1533 and encodes 510 amino acids.